UAAGGCAUAAAAAUGAAGAAGUGUCCAUACCAUAUAUUGAAGUUAGAAGAAUAAUUGCCCAGCCAGAAGGGUUUUUUUCUUCUUUUCUGAAAGGCUCGAGGCAGAAGCUUAUGAUAAGCAAUGGUUGGAAGAGGGAAGCCGGCAUUAUCAAUUGCAAGUGCAUUUACAUAUUUGCUGCGAAAGAUAUGGAGAGAAUGGGAUGUGAGGGGAAUGGUUCUCCUGAGCUUGCUCUUGCAAAUAGCCCUCUAUGUCUUAGGCAAACGCAGAAAGUACAAUGUCAGCCUGAUGAGAAGAAUGAUUCUUUGGUUUGCCUACAUAAGCGCGGACUGGGUCGCUAUUGCUGCUCUUGGUAAGCUCUCUAGUGCUCGUGCAUUGUCUCCCACAAAAAAUGUUCUAAGAGCACUAUGGGCUCCCAUCUUGAUACUACACCUCGGUGGUCCGGAUACCAUAACUGCUUACACUUUGCAAGAUACCCAGCUCUGGACCAGACACAUCCUCACCUUAGUGGUCCAAUCCUUCUUUGCCAUUUAUGUCAUUUAUUUGUCAUGGAUCUAUCUUAGGCUUUCCAUUUUGACCAUUCCUCUCAUAUUGGCUGGAAUAAUUAAAUAUGUAGAGAGGAUUUUGUGUCUUGAGCUUACUAGCUCUAAGAAAACAGAACCGGUCAUCUCCGAGUCUCAUCAUCAAGAUGAGUUAGAGAUGUCAAUAUUCAUUGACAAAUUUCUAGCUGAACAUGCAGAUUCCAUAAUUGUGGUACUAGGCUAUUUAUUGUUUUCAGUCAUGAGACCAGAUGUACAUGAUUAUUUGAGCGGUAAGUUGUAUCUUCGGUCCUCUCAAGCAACAGCAAGGGUAAAAACGUACUUGAAGGGAACUAAAUUCAACCAUUAGAAGUCAGUUUUGGUAAGUUUGCUAGAAAGGGGAAAGCUAAGUGAAAAUCCUUUUGAAAUAGCUGCUGCAGAAAUGGGGUUCAUUUUCGACACUGUUUACACAAAAACUUCUUUGAUUUAUACCAAGAAAGGAUGUGUCUUGCGCGUCAUCAGCUUCACUUGCUCCUUUUCAGUUCUAAUGUUCUUCUUGAUCAGCAUCAUCAACGAGCCGAAAUUCCAUUUCUCAAGUGUUGAUAUUCGCAUAACAAUCAGCUUGUUGGUUGGAGCCGUGGCACUGGAAUUUUUUGCGGUGUACUCAAUGUUUUCUUCUCAUUGGGCAAUUCCUUUGAUCUUGUUUCAUGAAAAUCGUUGGGUACGCAAAAUCCUCUGGUACGUCUUCAAAUACUUUCCUCGCUUGUUAUUUCCUCAAAGGAAUAGGUGGUCAGGUAGGAUGGGGCAAUUUAAUUUGUUA
This is a messenger RNA of Rubroshorea leprosula, 1335 nucleotides long. The record is from the annotation of a GenBank genome assembly. NCBI's taxonomy places the organism in Eukaryota, Viridiplantae, Streptophyta, Magnoliopsida, Malvales, Dipterocarpaceae.